This is a messenger RNA of Gamsiella multidivaricata, 1082 nucleotides long. RefSeq lists its product as uncharacterized. The coding region runs from base 257 to 973 and encodes 238 amino acids. Lineage: Eukaryota; Fungi; Mortierellomycota; Mortierellomycetes; Mortierellales; Mortierellaceae. The record is from RefSeq and is a predicted model, not a curated record. The transcript is spliced from 3 exons.
GUUGCUCGUCCCGCUUUUUUUACGAUCGAUGGUAUAUUUUUUUUCUUUUUGAGCUUUGCCCUCGGUGUAAAAAUCCGAAGCCGAACACUUUUUCUCACGUUCCUCGCCGUAGACAUUAUUUAAGCUUGUCCUUCGCCUUUUUUUUCUUUCUCUCCCUCCUCACUUUUACUCGCAAGACGAACGUUGUCGAGCAAGACUAGGAAUUUUACAAGCAGCAUCGCCCCACAGAAACCACUAAGGAAACCAGAACAAAACAAUGGCUACCAAUUACACGCCUACCUCACACAAGGCCAUUAAUCAGGUCCACCGCCUCAAGGACCGCGCCCGAUACGACGCUGAAUCCAUUCAUAAGAUCCUUGACAACAACCUGCUCGCUCAUGUUGGAUUCACGCUGCCCCCUGGUGCGGCUGAUGAGGAUGACUGGCCCUUUGUGAUGCCCAUGUGCUACGGACGUAUCGACGACAUCGUCUAUCUUCACGGAUAUGUCAGUGGACGCAUGAUGAAGGCUUUGGCCUCUGACACUCUCCCUAAAGUCUGCAUCACCGUCUCACAAGUCGAUGCCCUGGUCGUCGCCAUGUCUCCCUUCCACAACUCGAUGAACUACAAAUCCGCCGUCGUCUUUGGCCACGGCCGCCUCGUCGAAGAUCCCGAAGAAAAAGAUCGUGCCCUCGCUGCAAUCACCAAUCAACCCUUCCGCCAUGCCGACCUCUACAACGACUCCCGACUCCCCAACGCUAUCGAUCUCAAGUCCACAAAGGUGAUUGCCGUCCAAAUCGAACGUGCCUCUGCCAAGAUGAGGACCGGUGGUGUGAGUGAUGAUGUCAAGGACAAGGAGGAUCCAGAGCUGUUGAAGAAGCAUUUCUCAGGCAUUAUUCCUAUGAAGACUGUGUUUGGAGCUCCGGAGCCGACGGACUAUAACAUUGCGGACACGCCUGCGUACUUGCAUCCUGAGGCCAUGAACAAGGAGAACUAAGUGGAGAGGGCUCGCUGGAUUAGACCGAGGGUUCUGCAAGAAAGAGAUAGAUACAGAUACCAAAGCAAUGCAAUUUUUUAUAAGUUCCAAGAGUGGCGUCCAUUUGUUU